This is a messenger RNA of Magnusiomyces paraingens, 3258 nucleotides long. RefSeq lists its product as uncharacterized. Bases 1 to 3258 code for a protein of 1085 amino acids. The transcript has a single exon. NCBI's taxonomy places the organism in Eukaryota, Fungi, Ascomycota, Dipodascomycetes, Dipodascales, Dipodascaceae. Gene Ontology annotation, molecular function: protein binding. Gene Ontology annotation, biological process: ERAD pathway. The record is from RefSeq and is a predicted model, not a curated record. Gene Ontology annotation, cellular component: endoplasmic reticulum membrane.
AUGCUCACCGUCCAGCAAAUCAACAGUUUCCGAACAUAUUUCAUUGUGCUGGUAGCUGGUCUCUUCUGUUCAGUGGCAUACCUUUCGUACCUGCAAACCACUGAACCCAAUAGUCCGGCAGCAUUGCGGACUUCUCCCCAGCAGACUGAAGACCCUCAAAUUAUUUUUCAAAGCCCUCCAUCACAAAAACACAUAUCUGAAUAUGCUACCGGUGACCCAGAGAUUGACCGCUCACGAGGAAGAAUUCUUUAUAUGGAAGCACGUUCCAUUCUCAACGCUCUCCCAGAUGCGACAAAUCCAGAUAAUAUCGGCCGCUAUUACAGGCCUCGUCGUUCGAUAUGGAGUCUUUUUCUUGAUGGCGGUGUUCAAUCUAUAUGUAAUACUCUACUUUUUCCAAUUCCAGAGUCGCCACGAACACGAUUAUGUGCAAGGCUGUCGUUUGACAAUUCAAUUCAAACAAAUUCACCAGAGGUGUUGUCAACUCCGUCAAAAACAUCAUCGGCACCUCCACCAAUCUUCAGAAAUACAAAAACCUUUUUAUCACAGGACCGCCUUGCAAAACUCAAAACACUUGAAUCAAAAAAGCUCGAGCUUAAACGAGCAUUUGAACUUUUAGCUGAUGCUAGCUCUCUUGGAGACAACGAUGCCACUUAUACAAGAGCUGAGCUCUAUUUUUAUGGCAAUUACACCCAUCCACAAGACUUUUACGAGUCUCUUCGACUAUACAAACAAGUUGCUCAGAAAACAGGCAACUCUUCAGCUCAAUUCAUGAUUGGUGUUAUGUACUCCACGGGUAUGUUUGGAAGUACUCCUCAGGACCAAGCUAGAGCAAAUUUAUACUAUACCUUUGCAGCAAGAAACGGUGAUUACAGAGCCAAGAUGGCUAUGGCUUAUCGUCACUACCAUGGCAUUUCCACUCCUAAAAAUGCUAAACUGGCUGCAGAAAUAUACAAGGAAACAGCAACAACUGCUUAUAAAUAUGCUAUUGAUGGUCCUCCUGGUGGCAGACAUUUAUCUCAAUAUGGCUGGCUUCUUUCAGACAAGGACGGUGGAAUUUUUGGUGAGGGUGCAAGUAGGGUUUCUCCUGUUCGUCAUUAUCCCCUCCUUCCAUCUUCCUCAACGCAAUCCUUUGACAUGGCUGUUCGCUAUCUCAAUUAUCUAUCUUUACUUGAUGACACUGCCGCGCCUGCAUACUAUGCUCUAGCGCGUCUUUAUUAUGAUGGUGAUAUUGUUGUUGAUCCUGAUUAUAAAACAGCUGGCGAAUAUGCCAGUGAAUGUAUUAGGGAGUCUCAAGCUAGUGAUGCUCAUAAACGAACAGAAGGUGCCUGCUUAGGAUUUUUAGGAUUUCGCUAUCUUCGUGGUGAAGGGAUUGACAAAAAUUACGAUUUUGCUAAACAACUUUUUGAAAUUGGCAUUGAAGCAGAGGAUGAACUUUCAGCUACUGGGCUAGGCCUCAUGUACUGGAAAGGUAUCGGUGUCGAACGUGACGAAAAGAAAGCAAUUGAAUUAUUUAAGAAGGCAGAUAAUAACGGAGCUGCUCAUCUUUACCUAGGCGAAAUUCUUUUGGGACAAGGUGAUAUAAAUGCAGCUUAUAUGCAGUUUGAUAAAGCAGUUAAACGAAGCAAUACUUUUGCAAUUUAUCACAUCGGAAUGCUUCUUUCAAGUGGAGCACGCAAAAAAGACUCGAAGGCGCAAUAUUUUCAAAUCGUUUCAGAUCCUGUUCCUUACUUUCAAAUUGUCUCUGAAAGAAUUCAUGAAUUCCAUAGUCCUUUACGCUGGGCUCACAAACAAUAUUCUGAAGGUGACUUUGGUUCAGCCCUACUUGGUUUCUUGAUUGCUGCUGAAGAAGGAUACAGUGAAGCUCAAAUUAAUACCGCUUAUAUGCUUGAUGACCAGAGAAAUAUUUUAGAUAUUCAGCGCAUUCUUUCCUUCUUUUCUAUUAAAAAGAAUCACAAUGAAUUUUCUGUACGACCUCUAAAUCCACUCCACAAAAAAGCUAUUCAAGGCGAGCAUUGUGAUUUUGGCCAGUUCAUUUAUAGAGAUCCUUCAGACUACGCAACGUGGAUACGCGAGCGUGAUCUCUUGUCUUUUACUUACUGGUCUCGUCUCGCCAAUGAUUAUAACGUUGAUGCUAUUGUCAAGGUUGGUGAUUAUUUCCUUAAUGGUAUUGGCGUCAAACCUAAUCCUUCAAAAGCGGCUUCCCAGUAUCAAGUUGCAGCUGAGUACUUCAGCGCUAUUGCAAGAUGGAAUCUUGGCUGGAUGUAUGAAAAUGGUAUUGGUGUUGAGCAAGAUUUUCAUCUUGCAAAAAGAUAUUAUGACAAUGCUGCACUGGUCAAUCGGGACGCAUAUUUUCCUGUUACUAUUUCACUUUUUAAACUACGAACUCGCAGCUAUUGGAAUUCAUGGCGAAGAAAUCCAACAGAUCAUCGCCAUAAUACAUUUAAUGAGCCCAUUUCUAGUGACGAAAAAGAUAUUUUGGAUAAAGUAGAAGGUGAGCCUUCAGAACAAGGUGAAAAACCCAAAAGUUUUAUUGAGGCCAUAAAAUUAUUUUGGAAGAAAUGGAAUGAGCGUGGUGGUUUUAACCCUGAAUUAGAAGAUGAUGAAGAUGAUGAAGAAGAGGUUCUUGAAACAUUUGUGGAUGCAGUCGAUGCAGUUGAGUUCAUUGACAAGUAUCUAAUUCUUAUUCUAACAUUUCUUAUUUUCAGCUACAUGUUUCGCCAAUGGCAAAAUCGAGGAGGUAAUAUUCAAGGUAUCCGGGAAAGAAUAAGACAAAUCCGGGAUUUACGCAACAGACUUGGAUUGGGCCAGAACCCAAACCCAAAUGGAAAUCAAAAUGGGAAUGAGAACGGAAAUAUAAAUGGGAAUGGAAAUAGAAAUGGGAAUGGAAAUAGAAAUGGGAAUGGAAAUGGGGAUGGAAAUGGGGAUGGAAAUGGGGAUGAAAAUGGGAAUGAAAAUGGGAAUGAAAAUGGAAAUGGAAAUGAAAAUGGAAAUGAAAAUGCGAACCCCAAUCACAUUCAUGAACGGGCUCAUACUCAAGAACCUGUGGACCCUCUAACGCUCCAUCAAAAUCAAAAUCAAAAUCAAAAUCAAUACCAAGAGCCUCACCAGCCACAUCUCGAUGGACAGCCCCAAUUGCAAUCUCAAGUGCAGAUUCAGGUGCAGUCACACAUACAGCCUCCGACACAGGCCCAGCAAAAUAUUGCACCGCAUGAUACUCCAGAUGACCAAGCAGAGGAAAACGAAAAUCUGCAACAGUAA